Conger conger (European conger) is the source of this 2190-nucleotide messenger RNA. Its product is annotated as GRAM domain-containing protein 2B-like. The record is from RefSeq and is a predicted model, not a curated record. Lineage: Eukaryota; Metazoa; Chordata; Actinopteri; Anguilliformes; Congridae. Bases 200 to 1486 code for a protein of 428 amino acids. The transcript has 15 exons.
CUCGUUCAGAUGCUGGUGGCGAAGCAGGAAAGAGAAGAGUGUUGAAACUGGGAGAGUCGACCCAAUGAUCGCCCCAGCUAGGCCUACGUUAAUUCUCGCCAACAACGAGCAAGCUAGCUAUCGUGCAAUCGAUGUUACACGAGAAAGGAAAAGGGGAAGCAAAUGACGGAGUCAGAAACUCCGGGAAGUCCGGAGCAAGAUGGUACUGAUCACCGAGCCGCCGCCGAGCAUUUUGACUCCACAAACUACGCCAGAAGAACUCAAGUCUAUAAAAUUCAGCAAGAAAGACGUAAAGACGACACAGUCGAAUUCUGAGACGGAGAAUGGUGGGAAACCGGGUACCGAACCGCUGCUGGUGGCGGACAUCGAAUCGGAUGGUGCGGAGGGCAGGAAAAAACCGCCACUCAGGAGGUCAAAAGAAGUGGACCAGGCCUCCGUGCUGCAGGCUGGGAGCGAUAAUGAAGGCCGGGCUGAGAGGAAGAAGCUGUCCAAGGCAAGCGACCACUACCACAAACUGUUCAAGGAGGUCAGCAAAGAGGAGCUGCUGAGGCAAAGUUACACGUGCGCCUUGCAGAAGGACAUGCUUUACCAGGGGAAGCUGUACGUCUCUGACAACUGGAUCUGCUUCCAUUCCAAAGUGUUCGGGAAGGGCAUCAAGAUUGCUAUCCCUGCGCAGUCCGUGACCGUGAUUAAGAAAACCAAAACGGCCAUUUUGGUGCCGAACGCGCUUGUCGUGGCCACAGCGGACGAACGGCAUGUGUUCGUGUCCUUCCUCUCCCGCGACACCACCUACAAGUUCCUGAAAUCGACCUGCCCUCACCUGGACGUGGAGAAGCCGGGGCACGGCUCCAAGCAGUCCUCCACAGACAGCAGCUUCCGAUCGGAGCAGCCCUCCUCCCUUCAGCUGGACUCGCUGGAUUUCUCUGACCUGGACGGGGUCGUGAGGAAGAGGAGGGAGGAGCUGGACGGGGGGAUAAGGAAGAGGAGGAAGGGCCACAUGGACAGUAGCAGCUCCGGCUCCCAAACCCCCGAUUACCAAAAACCGGCAGAGUUCCCAGAGUUCCCUGCCCUCCCUCAGACCUACUUCAAAGCGCAGAAGAAGAAGGAGGUGGCGGUACACGCGGAUGUGCACCUCCAGAAGGCGGCAGACCCGAAACACGGACCCCAUCGGAACGGACAUGUGAAACCGGGGACGGAGCCACGCAGGAAGACACCUCUGCACCAGCCUGCAGCCCUGAACACUCUGCUCCUCCUCUACCUGCUCCUAGUGUGUAUCCUGGUCCUGUCCUCCUGUUACAUGGCCUUCAAGAUCAUGUCCCUGGAGGAGCGGCUUGCAAUGCUGGGCUCCCUGGAGUACCCCCAAAAACAAAAAGUUUCGCACGACAGAGACCAGCUGGACGCGGAGAUUCAAGGAGAACUCUCCACGAACCUGCUGAAGCUAGAUAAGGUGCAGAGGAACCUGCGGAAGCUGUUGGAGGAGACCUGAGUUUCCGGAACAGUCCGGGGGGGGUCACGCCCACACCUUAGUCGCGAACGAGGGAGGGGGACGCCACACGAUGCCAUUUUGAAUCCAAGCCUGGUGUGAAUCGGGUAGCAAAUAGGAUGAAAUCUUGCAUGAACUGGCCCAGUGUGAUGAAACCUCAUGUAAAUUGGACAACAAAUGGAACGAUGUCUGAUGCCAAUUUGUCGGAUGUAAAUUUGGCAGCCAAUGGGACGAUUGUCUGAUGUAAAGGUCCGCAUUUCAUUUUGUGAGCACGUUUAUGUACUGUUACUCCCAAAGUGCGUUCAAGACGGUGAAUGUUAGCUAACGUUAGCCACAGUAAGUCUAAUAAGUAAGUUAAACCUUUUCCUGUUUGUGGCUAACGUUGGCUAGCAGUUAGAAAAUUUGGCGCGCGGUGAACAAAAAUGGCUGCCGACAGUGAUGACGCAGAGAACAAAAUUUGACAAUCAUUUGGCCGUUACAAUGCUCUUAAAAAAAAUAAUAAUAAUCCCAGGUAAGCAGUUAAUCAGCUAGCUAGCAUUGUUAGACGCAUCCAUUUAUAUUUAAAAGGUGUUGGUUGGGGAUGUUUGUUUGUUUAAAAGUGUUCAGCAGUACCUGUUUGCUGCGUAAUUCUCCAUCUUGAACACACGUCUGCUGUCUUUGCACUGUUAUAAAGCUAAAUGUAGAAUAAAGUGUUUUAUUUUCCAUAA